AUGGGCUCUCAUGGCGAAUACUCGGUCCCGCAAGAGGCAGAAGCCGUUUUACAACACGGGAUCCUGAGCAAUCCGUUGAUGAAAGAUUUGCCAAGUGACCUCAAAGCUCUCAGUCAACAUGUCAAAUUCGAGGGCUCGCCCAAGCCAAGUGUCCCAAUCAACUGGAAAUUCGCAGAGAGCAUAUCGGCCCUGAAGGGCCUCGAGGCGACAAUGCUCAAUCGUCUUCUGCAGAAUAAAUACAAGGCCGAGCCGCUCGAUGUCACUAUCAACACCGACCACGCGAGCUUGUUCUUCUUUUCACCUUUGCUAGCCCAACUCAUCGGUAAAGAUGGAAAAUUCACGCCCAUGGCGCUCAUGAACUUCGUGCCAGAGGCAAUGAAGAUGUUCCCUGAAACAGACAAGCAUAGAACCGCUGCGAGCCUCCACCGAGCCCUUGUCACCAACAUGUACAAGACGAAAGACGGCAGAUGCUACGAGUGUUACGACGUAACAGGAGGCAUAAAUCCCGAUCCCACCCUGAAGGCAUUGGGCCUCCCCGAGGAAGGCCCGGAAGACGACAACUACGAGACUGUGUUCGAACGGAUCCAGAAUGUCGUUUCCCAAAUGGACUCGAAAGACCUCGACGAGCUCUUGAACGAAAAGGCCAAGCAAGCCGGUACAGUUGCCUGGUCGUCGGACGAGUACUUUGCCAGCGAGCACGGCCAGGCGAACAGCAAGGUGGGGCUCUUCGAGAUCAAAAGAGACGAACAGUCGGCGCAGCCUGCCGCCUGGUGGCCCGAGAACGACAGCCUCCCGUCUUCCACGAAACGACCCCUCGCCGGUCUCAAGAUCGUCGACCUCACCCGUAUCAUCGCCGCCCCCGUCGUCUCCCGCGACCUCGCGGAGAUGGGUGCGAGCGUCAUGCGCGUCACAUCGGCCAAUAUCACCGACAUGUCUUCUUUGCACCCAGACCUCAACUGGGGCAAAUGGAACUGCCACCUGGACCUGACUAAGGACGGGGAUAAGGAGAAACUAAAGGCCCUGAUUCGGGAUGCCGAUGUUGUAGUGGACGGAUACAGACCUGGUGUCAUGGAAAAGCAUGGCUUCAGUCGACAGGACGUCUUCGACCUGGUCAAGGACCGCCAGCGCGGCAUCAUUCACCUCCGAGAAAAUUGCUACGGCUGGCAUGGACCUUGGCAGAAGCGAGGCGGAUGGCAGCAGAUCAGUGAUGCUUGUUGCGGUGUUUCACUGGCUUACGGAAAGGCAAUGGGACUCGACGAGGCGGUCACUCCUGUCUUUCCAAACUCCGACUACUGCGCCGGGGUAUGUGGCAGCACAGCUGUUCUCGACGCUUUGAUGAGACGGGCCGAACACGGUGGCAGCUACGGCGUUGACAUCUCGCUCAACUACUAUUCCCAAUGGCUCGUACGCUCAUGCGGGACGUACCCCGAACCGGUGUGGAAGGAAGUCUGGGAACGCCACGGGUCUCCCGUCUUUCGCCAUUUCCACACCAUGGCCCACACCGUCCCCAUCAUGUCGAAGCUCCUCCACGAGCACGACUCCAAGACCCUGUUCCAACCGCACUUCUUCGAGAUUCGUACGUCAAAGGCAGUGGGAGGCACGUUUUGGGUCGUGAAGCCUGUUUUGCAGUUCGACAAUAAUGCCGUCGAGAUGGGUUACAAUGUGGGCACGAGGGGCAACGGUGUCGAUGAACCAAUCUGGCCCACUGACCUAGCCGUAGAGGUAGUGAAGAGCUAG
This is a messenger RNA of Colletotrichum graminicola M1.001, 1737 nucleotides long. RefSeq lists its product as uncharacterized. Lineage: Eukaryota; Fungi; Ascomycota; Sordariomycetes; Glomerellales; Glomerellaceae. Gene Ontology annotation, molecular function: catalytic activity. The coding region runs from base 1 to 1737 and encodes 578 amino acids. The record is from RefSeq and is a predicted model, not a curated record. The transcript is spliced from 6 exons.